UCUAGAAAAGCGGCGGUCUCGGCUCCAGCGGCAGUAGCAGCGGCGCCGGUCCCGUGUGCAGGUGCUCCGUGCGGCGCAGUUUCUUGGCCAUCGGCUGCUCUCACCACAGCGUCAGGACGAGUCCCGUGCGUGUCCGUCCGCGGAGGUCUUUCUCUUCUCGCUCGGCUGCGGGAAAUCGAGCUGAAGCGACUGAGUCCGCGAUGGAGAGAGAAAAGGAACAGUUCCGUAAGCUCUUUAUUGGUGGCUUAAGCUUUGAAACCACAGAAGAAAGUUUGAGAAACUACUACGAGCAAUGGGGAAAGCUCACAGACUGUGUGGUUAUGCGGGAUCCUGCAAGCAAAAGAUCAAGAGGAUUUGGCUUUGUAACUUUCUCAUCUAUGGCUGAGGUUGAUGCUGCCAUGGCUGCAAGGCCUCAUUCCAUUGAUGGCAGGGUGGUUGAGCCAAAACGUGCUGUGGCAAGAGAGGAGUCUGGGAAACCAGGAGCCCAUGUGACUGUGAAGAAACUGUUCGUGGGUGGAAUUAAGGAAGAUACUGAGGAGCAUCACCUUAGAGAUUACUUUGAAGAAUAUGGAAAAAUUGAUACUAUUGAAAUAAUUACUGAUAGGCAGUCUGGAAAAAAAAGAGGCUUUGGCUUUGUUACCUUUGAUGACCAUGAUCCUGUGGAUAAGAUUGUCUUGCAGAAAUAUCACACCAUAAAUGGUCACAAUGCAGAAGUUAGAAAGGCAUUGUCUAGACAAGAAAUGCAGGAAGUCCAAAGUUCUAGGAGUGGAAGAGGAGGAAACUUUGGUUUUGGAGAUUCUCGAGGUGGCGGUGGCAAUUUUGGACCAGGACCAGGAAGCAACUUUAGGGGGGGUUCUGAUGGAUAUGGAAGUGGACGUGGAUUUGGGGAUGGCUAUAAUGGGUAUGGAGGAGGACCUGGAGGUGGCAAUUUUGGAGGUAGCCCUGGUUAUGGAGGAGGAAGAGGAGGAUAUGGUGGUGGAGGACCUGGAUAUGGCAACCAGGGUGGGGGCUACGGAGGUGGUUAUGACAACUAUGGAGGAGGAAAUUAUGGAAGUGGAAAUUACAAUGAUUUUGGAAAUUAUAACCAGCAACCUUCUAACUACGGUCCAAUGAAGAGUGGAAACUUUGGUGGUAGCAGGAACAUGGGAGGACCAUAUGGUGGAGGGAACUAUGGUCCUGGAGGAAGUGGAGGAAGUGGGGGCUAUGGUGGAAGGAGCCGAUAUUGAGCUUCUUCCUACUUACCAUGGGCUUCACUGUAUAAAUAGGAGAGGAUGAGAGCCCAGAGGUAACAGAACAGCUUCAGGUUAUCGAAAUAACAAUGUUAAGGAAACUCUUAUCUCAGUCAUGCAUAAAUAUGCAGUGAUAUGGCAGAAGACACCAGAGCAGAUGCAGAGAGCCAUUUUGUGAAUGGAUUGGAUUAUUUAAUACCUUACUGUGGAGGAAGGAUUGUAAAAAAAUGCCUUUGAGACAGUUUCUUAGCUUUUUAAUUGUUGUUUCUUUCUAGUGGUCUUUGUAAGAGUGUAGAAGCAUUCCUUCUUUGAUAAUGUUAAAUUUGUAAGUUUCAGGUGACAUGUGAAACCUUUUUUAAGAUUUUUCUCAAAAAGUUUUGAAAAGCUAUUAGCCAGGAUCAUGGUGUAAUAAGACAUAACGUUUUUCCUUUAAAAAUUUAAGUGCGUGUGUAGAGUUAAGAAGCUGUUGUACAUUUAUGAUUUAAUAAAAUAAUUCUAAAGGAAA
Messenger RNA from Rattus rattus (black rat), 1734 nucleotides. It is a transcript of the gene Hnrnpa2b1, whose product is annotated as heterogeneous nuclear ribonucleoprotein A2/B1. Lineage: Eukaryota; Metazoa; Chordata; Mammalia; Rodentia; Muridae. Gene Ontology annotation, molecular function: RNA binding. The record is from RefSeq and is a predicted model, not a curated record. The transcript has 11 exons. The coding region runs from base 201 to 1226 and encodes 341 amino acids.